Molecule: messenger RNA, 2550 nt
Organism: Rotaria sp. Silwood2
Lineage: Eukaryota; Metazoa; Rotifera; Eurotatoria; Philodinida; Philodinidae
Source: the annotation of a GenBank genome assembly
AUGAUCGUUCAAGGUUUAAUUCUUUUAUUACUUGUGUCAGUAGUACCUAGUUAUAGUCUUAUAUGCUAUGAAUGUGAAUGUGAUCACACUAAUAUAUCUGCAUGUGAUUGUGGUACUACAAGUACCCAGUUAGAUGGUUCUUAUUGUCUUAUCUCUGAACAAAGAUCUAUCGAUAAAACGUAUAUUCAACUAACUCGAGUUCCUCGUAAUGCAACUUUGAUUUACGUUGAAGAUCCUUACUACGUUCUUCUGCAAGAAUCUAUUCGAUAUAAUCAAACAUCAAGUGAGUGGUAUUUAUGGACGAGUGGUGCUGUAUUUGGAUGCGAUUGGGAUCUUUGUAAUUCUCCAAAUUUGAUCAAUAGGUUGCCUGUUUCAUUCAAUUUCUCUAUUGAUAAAGAUUGGCUAGAUACGAAUAUUUAUGGUACAGGUUCUGUUACUGAAUGUCACCAUUGUCCGUUCGAAAUGUGCGGUGAUUCAGGAAAUCCCAUUGACUUCACUCAGUGUCCAAUGACACCUUGUGUCAAUUCACCUACGUGUUUAGUCUACAAUUUAUGGGUUGAUUUUGAAACAGGUGACCAAUGUUAUCAAUCACAAUGUGCUCCAGAGUAUUUAGAUGGAGAAGUAGCUCAACUUUUUGGUGGCAAAUAUAGAAUUGAUGUCGAAGCGAUUGUUUAUUUAGCACAAGAUCGUUCAAAAUAUUACAUUUGGAUGAUUGAUGUAUCUUGUGGUGCAUAUAAUUGUACUCGACCAACUAUUUUUUCAGAGAUAGCAAAUAGACUUGACUAUACAAUUAGUGAUCUAUCUAUUUAUCCACUUCUUCGACCUAUAACAAUCCCACUACCACCAACAACAACUAUAACAAUAACAAAUCCUCUUAUAUGUUACAGUUGUGAAUGUACUGGCACAUUAGGAUGUCCAUGUUCAUUAACUGAAGUCGUUUCGUUGGAUGAUACCUAUUGUAUUAUUGCACGAGAAAAUCGUGGUCAAGAUAUUACUAUUAACUUAACUUAUCUCGAUUAUUAUGCUAGUUAUAACUAUAUUCUUGAUGCUCCAUUUGUAAUUGUUGAAGAAACGAUUAGCUAUGAUGAAAAAGGUGUUCGUUGGAUUACCACAACGAAUUUAGUUCUUUAUGGAUGCAAUUGGAAUUUAUGUAAUAAACCCGAGCUUAUACCACUUCUACCAAAUACCUUUCAAAUGCGUCUUUCAGAAGCAUGGUUGAAUACAAAUAUCUUAGGUACUGGGCAACCAGUACGUGAUUGUCAUGAAUGUCCAGAUGCGGCACAAUGUGGUACAACUGAUUUUCUUGAUGCUAGUCGAUGUCCAAUUCAUUCAUGCAACACUACUUGUCGUGUUUCAGACACAUUUAAUGAUCCAGCUUUCGAUCUUUUAUGUUAUCAAUCAUUUUGCAUCUCACCUAAUGAUGAUCAAUACAAUAUUAAUCAUCAUCGUGUUGAAAUUGAAGGCCUUGCUUAUGCUAGUGAACCAAAUAGUGUGAAAAUAUGGGAAAUCGAUCUUUAUUGCCGUGCUGAUGAUUGUUCACGUCCUGAAGUAUUCAAAGAACUUCGUGAACAAUUAAGCAUUGUACCUGGUAAUCUUGCUGCUUUGUUCAAUGAAACGCAUGAUCCAACGAUAACACAACGACGAUGUUAUGAUUGCUUUUGCUUAAAUGAAGUGAAUUGUAAAUGCGAUAGAACUACAAUCAAGAUCGCAAACACAACUUAUUGUUUACUUAUGCGCGAAAUCAAUGGUCAAGAUAAUUUGAUCAUUAUGGGGCAUCUUGAUCAAAACUCAACUCGUGUUUAUAUUCGUGAUCUUCCUUAUAUACUCAUUGAAGAAUCAAUCUUUUACAAUGAAAGAACUGGACGAUGGGAUCGACUAACCAAUUUUGCUGUUUAUGGGUGUGAUUGGGAUUUAUGCAAUCAUCCUCGUCUUAUACAAUCUCUUCCAAAUACAUUUGAAAUACGUCUACCAGAAGCAUGGCUGAACACAAGUAUUCUAGGUACUGGGCAACCAGUACGUGAUUGUCAUGAAUGUCGAGAUGCUCCACAAUGUGGUACAACUGAUUUUCUUGAUGCUAGUCGAUGUCCAAUUCAUUCAUGUAAUAGUACUUGUUUUGUUUUGGAUACAUUUGAUGACCCGACAACUGGUGAACUAUGUUAUCAGUCAUAUUGUGCACAUCCGGAUGACGAAGGGUAUCAUAUUGAUCAAUAUCAAGUAGAUAUCGAAGGUAUAUUAUAUCUUAAUAAACAACCUCGUGGUGUUGAGUUAUGGGAAGUUGAUAUUUAUUGUCGUGCUGAUGAUUGUUCUCGACCAGAAAUAUUUCAAGAACUGAAAUCUCAAUUAACUGUAACAGUAGGUGACUUAAGUGCAUUUGAUGAAGUAUUACCCACGACUGCACAGCCAACUAUGACCCAACCAGUUACUACAAAUCCGCCAACGGCUACAAAUUCACGAGUGACUGUCUCAACAACUUCAAAUGCAUCAAUCUUCACUAGCAUAAAUUUACGUAGUUUGCUGCUAGUAUCGAUUCUUCUAUUCAAUUUUCAUUGA